This is a messenger RNA of Oncorhynchus nerka (sockeye salmon), 1910 nucleotides long. RefSeq names its product neurokinin-B-like. The transcript has 6 exons. The record is from RefSeq and is a predicted model, not a curated record. Bases 150 to 530 code for a protein of 126 amino acids. NCBI's taxonomy places the organism in Eukaryota, Metazoa, Chordata, Actinopteri, Salmoniformes, Salmonidae. Gene Ontology annotation, biological process: positive regulation of blood pressure; tachykinin receptor signaling pathway.
UGGACUGGACCUCUCACUUUCUUCGUGGAUCUCGUCGCUGCACUGCAGGAGCUAUUCACGCCUUUCCUCACUCCAGAACGCACCUGGGCACACGCGCGGUGUAACAGAAUAUUACCACUUCGAUCGGAAAACGGGUUGGUGGUAAAAAGAUGAGAAGCGGCAUUUUGCUGGUGGCUUUGUUUGUCGCCAUGAAACUCCACUCAAGCCAGUCCAGCUGCGAGGAACCUGCGGCUGGGGCACACAGAUCAACCAACUCAGAGGAGGGUCCAGGUUUUGGAAACAUCCAGCGGACCAUUCUGAAGAGAUAUAACGGUCUGGAUUAUGACAGCUUCGUCGGGCUGAUGGGGAGAAGGAGCGCUGAUAUAAAUGCUCUACCACCAUCUCCCCAUAAAAGGGAGAUGGACGACGUCUUUGUUGGGCUUAUGGGCAGAAGAAACUCUGAACUUGGUAACAUGCGUCCUUUGAGGAAGGAGGUGUACCCAGAAACAAGAAAAGGAGGUCUAUUCUUUAACAAGUGCAGACUGAGGUGAGUGAGUGUGUAAGGCAUCUUCUCUCCCAUGUCACUCAGUAGACUGCAUGCAUUAUAUACUGUUUUCCAUUCACGUGUUAAUUACAAAUGCAUGAUCUUAAUUUCAGCCAGUUUGCUUGGCUUAAAAACAAUCGUUAAGAAGCCAAGUCAUUCCAGCCAUAUCAACCAUUUUACAAUCAUCAUGACAUCAAAAGCAUCUACAGAUGUAGGAUCUUAAUUUGAGCCAGAUUGCUACAGCAAGAAAAUAAUCCUGCAGCAACAACAAAUGUGAACUAUGCGGAUUAAAACUAAUGGACAUUUUUGUAGGGGUUGAUACAUUUUUAGUUAGCAAAUCAAAUCUGAAAUUUCUAAAGUGUAAAUUACAAACUUUUGAAACCUUUUUUAAAACUCAAAUAUACUACAAGUUUGCAUUUCCUGCUGUGCAGGACAAUUCUCUGUAGGCCUCCACUCAAAUGAACAGCUUUAGUUCAGCUCUCUACGUACCAGAAUACAUUGAAUAAGAAAUCAAGUGCUUCAUAUUUCAUGUUGAAUUAAAUAAACUAUAAUAGUAUUUUAAAAACACAUUUAUGAACCUUUAUUGAUUAUAAAUGUAUCAUACUGUACAUCCACUGUUCCGGUUAUGAUCCAGGUUUCGUCGUGGGUUAUAGACAAGACAUUCAUCUGGACCCAUCUCUACCAUCCAGCUAAGGCAACACCCCUUUUCAGAAGAUUGGAGAUAUUAUUAUACAAUACAGAAGAGCAACGAUAUAUUUUACAAAAACAAAGUAUUCUGAAAACUUCAAUGGAAUUUAAACUGACCAAACCAACAUAUUACUGUAACGUUCCAAAUGGGUUGUCAUAGUAACUAAUAACUAUACAGUUUGUAUAUAACAUGUAUUGUCACAAACAAAGAAAAUUCACAUCUGAUAUGAUCUAUUUCCUUAACAUAGUUGGUUCUUUUUCCCCAAAAGUUCAAGACAAAACACUUUUUUGUUGUUGUUGUAAAUUAAAAUAUUAAUUCAACCUUUAAUCUUUGUACUUCUUGUCAUAUCACAACUGUAAUAUCUUAUCAAAUGGAAAGAGAGACUAUGGAAAUACAGGAUCCCACAGCUGCCACCGAUUAUACUGGUAGAGCAUACAGUACAAAAGGUUAUAUGAUGUAUACUAGGGCUGGGAUUCAAUACAAUCACGGGUUAUAGGCAUUGCGGCUUUCAAAGGCAAUGUUGCCGCUUUCGCAGAGAUCCCAUUCACGGUAAACAAAAUUGCCUUUAAAAGCCGCAAUGCCAAUAACCGGCAAUCGGAUUGAAUCCCACCCUAAAUUGCUUGUUUCAUUCCAGCUGAAAAACAUACAGGUCAAUAUUUAGUGUAGAAAAUUAAGGUAGAUAUGAAAUCUUCUCUUCGA